Molecule: messenger RNA, 5293 nt
Organism: Myxocyprinus asiaticus (Chinese sucker)
Lineage: Eukaryota; Metazoa; Chordata; Actinopteri; Cypriniformes; Catostomidae
Product: ras guanyl-releasing protein 3-like
Exons: 17
Coding region: 355-2472 (705 amino acids)
Biological process (GO): positive regulation of GTPase activity; Ras protein signal transduction
Cellular component (GO): plasma membrane
Molecular function (GO): guanyl-nucleotide exchange factor activity; calcium ion binding
Source: RefSeq, a predicted model, not a curated record
CAUGCUCGGCUCUUGCACACCACACUCUUGUUGAUUCUCCAGGCUUUGAUGUAACUGAACAUAGUGUGUGCUGCUUCUGACAGACUACAUCCUUCAUGCUUUCCUUUUGCUUUCUUUCUUGUUAAGAAGGAGGCUUGAACUUGCAAAGAACUACACUGUUUGAUUCACACCUAUGCUGAGUCAAAAGAGCUCCACUUAUCUCCACGGCCAGUGAGACACGGAGUCAGCCAUUCACGUGCUGAGGUAUUUGAGCAAGAUUAAAGGAGAGGUGGAAGACAGGGGAAGAGAGAGAGACUGGCCUGCCUGAUGGCAGAGAGCUGGAUGUCCCAGUGAGGUCAGGUGUGACAGGAGGUCAUGGGGUCGUUUACACUGGGGAAAGCUGCUUCCCUGGAGCAACUGCUUGAUGCCUGCAUUCAUGCAUUUGAUGAUGAAGGAGACUUGCAUGAAAAUCAGCUUCCUCGAACCCUUCUGCUGAUGCAUCGCUGGUAUGUGUCGUCCACUGAGCUCGCUGGGAAACUUCUGAUGAUAUAUCGUGACUGUCGAGGAGAUGACUGUCAGCGGACACGACUGAAGAUCUGUUAUUUAAUGAGGUACUGGAUUGUUGAAUUCCCUGCAGAGUUUAAUCUGGAUCUGGGUUUGAUCCGUCUUACAGAAGAAUUCCGAGAUGCAGCCGCUCAGCUUGGUGGUGACGAGCACAUAAAACUACUUGAUAUUUCUACGAUUCCUUCAUAUGACUGGAUGCGUAAACUGACUCAGCGAAAGAAGCAGGUGAAGAAAGGGAAAGCGUCACUGCUGUUCGAUCAUCUGGAGCCCAUCGAGCUGGCUGAACACCUCACCUUCUUAGAGUACAAGUCCAUCAGGAGGAUAUCGUUCACAGAUUAUCGGAGUUAUGUAAUUCAUGGCUGUCUGGUGGAUAAUCCCACAUUAGAGCGCUCCAUUGCUUUGUUUAACGGGAUCUCUCAGUGGGUUCAGCUGAUGGUGCUCAGUAAACUCACCCCUCAGCACAGAGCAGAGGUCAUCAACAAAUACAUCCACGUCGCUCAGAAACUGCUCCAUUUGCAGAAUUUUAACACAUUGAUGGCUGUGGUGGGGGGUCUGAGUCACAGCUCGAUUUCCCGCUUGAAGGAAACUCACUCUCACCUCAGCCCAGAGGUCACUAAGAUCUGGAAUGAAAUGACAGAGCUGGUGUCAUCGAACAGUAAUUACUGUGCAUACCGCAAGGCCUUCAGUGAAUGUGAAGGUUUUAAGAUCCCAAUCCUAGGCGUUCACCUUAAAGACCUGAUCGCUGUACAUGUGGUUUUCCCGGACUGUGUGGAGGAUGGGAAAGUGUACAUUGUGAAGAUGCAGCAGCUGUAUCUCACCUUUAAUGAGCUGGUGUCUCUCCAAAGCGCCGUGGCUCAGGUGGAACCCAACAUGGAUCUGAUCUAUCUGCUCACUCUUUCUUUGGAUCUGUAUUACACAGAGGAUGAAAUUUAUGAGCUGUCCCUUCUCAGGGAACCCCGUAACCCUAAAUCUCAGCCCACAUCACCCACAACCCCCAACAAACCUCUGGCUCCACUGGACUGGGCAUCUGGCGUCACCACCAAACCCGAUCCCUCAGUGGUCAACAAACAUAUCAGGAAGUCUGUGUUUCGUAACUAUGACCAUGACCAUGAUGGUUACAUAUCUCAGGAAGACUUUGAGAGUAUCGCUGCAAAUUUCCCCUUUCUGGAUUCCUUCUGUGUGCUUGAUAAAGACCAGGAUGGAUUGAUCAGCAAGGAUGAAAUGAUGGCGUAUUUUCUGCGUGCCAACCCAUUGCUACAGUGCAAAAUGGGGCCAGGUUUCAUUCAUAACUUUCAGGAGAUGACCUAUCUGAAACCGACAUUCUGUGAACAUUGUGCUGGAUUUCUUUGGGGGAUUAUUAAACAAGGAUACAAGUGCAAAGACUGUGGGGUGAACUGUCACAAACAAUGUCGUGAACUGCUGGUUUUAGCGUGCCGGCGUCUCCCUCGGUCCACUUCGUUGGGCAGCGUGUCACCUGGAGCUCUCACACACAGCUCUCUACCCAGCAGCCCCACCCUGCCCACCUGUAAAGAUGAUGAUGAGGUGUUUACUUUCCCCACUGUCUCUCCUUUGUCUGGUUCUGACCUGGAGGGAAAUUCCAUCACACUUAUGACUGGUUCAGCCCAGCGGAUCUCAGUCCGGCUCCAAAGGGCCACCACCAGUCAGGCCACACAGACAGAACCUUUGUGGCCCGAAAAUGGCUGGGCUGCCAUUGCUGAUAGCGGCUCACACACCUUCCCCAAGAUGAGGUACAGACCACAUCGCAAAGCGUCUAAGAGCAAAGGCUUUGCAUGCUGGGAGAAUGACACACAGAUUUCAACAGGGUCGAACCGCACUCGCAGGGAUUCACAGGAGCCCUACAAAGAGCCACAGCAGAACGGACUAACAGAACAACAUACAGACAAAACUGAGACCUCUGAGAUCAGCUGACUUGUCCGCUCUGUGGACCCAAGUAGGACGCCCUGGAGCCAGUCAGGACCACGGCCUAGAGGGCUCUCCUCUCUAGGGGGUGUGCUGGGGUGCUUCAUGCCUCCAGUGGAUCGGAAAUAGGUGCAGUAGGCAACCCGCUGACUGAAUUGGGGGAAGGGUUACAUCAAAGAAAAGGUCUCGGACUAAACAGAGAGACUUUAAUGCUGUGCUCUCCUCUUUGGAGUUGAAAAUACUGGACUAUAAUGGACUGGUUGGAAACCCAGGAGACUCUGCUAAGUAUCAGUGUAAACUGAUGGGACGGAUACAUUGGGGUUUACUAUGACAGGAAGCUAAGUAGAUGUGUGUGAUUGUGUGUUUGAGCAAAAGAAAAAGAGAGAGCAGGAGAGUUUUGUACAGAAAUAUCAGCGUUAAUGUUCUUAUUUAAGGGUUGAGGUGGACAUGUAUUCAACACAUGCUCUGCUUGGUGUGAUUUUAUACUCUGAAACACUACAAGGACAGGUUUGAUUUUUUGGAAGUUAAAGGUGGCACUGGCAUGUAUUGUUACAGUGGGAAGGUAUCUAAGAUAGAAAAUUAUUAACACUAACUGUGUUUAUGUGUUUGCCCACAUUAUGAUCUGAAGUGGAAGGUACGGAGACAAAGAUAAGCACCACAGAAAACCAAUUUUUAUAUACUAGAUCCUGGAUGUAAAGAAAAACAGAUCUAUGCUUCUUCAAAGAGCUAAACAUUGAUUGUUUCACACAUGGUUGGCACCAUAGUUGUGCAGAACCUUUUUUGCUUUGCUAUGUUUGAUCUCUGUGCUUCAAAGAAAAGGCAAGUGCAAGGUGGAUGAAGUCCUUAAAGGGAUAGUUCACCCAAAAAUGAAAAUUCUCUCAUAAUUUACUCACCCUCAUGCUAUCCCAGAUGUGUAUGACAUUCUUUCAUCUGCUGAACACAAAGAUUUGUAGAAGAAUAUUUCAAUUCUGUAGGUCCAUACAAUGCAAGUGAAUUGCGACAAGAACUUUGAAGGUCCAAAAAGCACAUAAAGGCAGGAUAAGUGUCAUUCAAAUGUGAUAUGAAAGGUGUGGGUGAGGAAAAAUAUAAAUAUUUAAGUACUUUUUUACUAUUAAUCUCCCAUUUCACUUUCACAUUCUUCUUAUUUUGUUUUUGGCAACUCACAUUCUAUGUGCAUAUCACCACCUACUGGGCAGGAAGGAGAAAGUAUAGUAAAAAAUGACUUAAAUAUUGAUCUGUUUCUCACCCACACCUAUCAUAUCUUUUCUGAAGAUAUGGAUUUAACCACUGGAGUCGAAUGGAUUACUUUUAUGCUGCCUUUAUAUGCUUUUUGGACCUUCAAAGUUCUGGCCACCAUUCCCUUGCAUUGUAUGGACCUACAGAGCUGAGAUAUUCUUCUGAAAAUCUUGGUUUGUUGAAAAACGAAUGAAAAAUUCAAUUCUGUCAUUAUUUACUCACCCUCUUGUUUUUCCAAACCCAUAUGACUUUUCCUUUUUCCGUGGAACACAAAAGGAGAUGUUUAGGGACAGGGACAGCCGUGGUCACCAUUGAGUUCCCUUGAAUGGAGCUUGGACAUUAUGCUAAACAUAUUUUGGUUUUCAAAGAUAAAUAAUGACAGAAUUUAAAUUAUUGGGUGAACUCUAUAAGGGAUAACUUCUGACCUUUUGCAUCAUUAAAUUAGUUUUUCUUAGCAACAUAUGCUUUAUAAGAGUGAAAUGAUCUUUAUAUAUACAUAAAUGCAGAGACAGAUAUUCUACUGACCCAGGUGUGCUGUCGGCCAGGUGUUUGAAUGGCCUCUGUUGCUAAGCGUCAGAUGAUUAAGUUGGGCGAAUAGUCCAUCGUCAAGGCAACACAUAGAGUUCAGUGUCCUUUAGCGCCAUAUGUUCUGAAAUGAAUUUUACACCCAAAUCCCCUGGUGUGAAGGGUAGACAAAAAUCUCAGCUCAGUGAGAAACUCUUAAGGUAGACAGUCAGGCUCAGACUGGACAGGCCUGAUAUGAUCGUCUUUGCAGACAAUGUAUGUGAGAAAGAGUCAGUAACCAUAUAGGUAGUUCAACAUAUUAAAUACGAAAAACAAUGAUUAUCGUGAGUCUUUAAGAUCAUAGGAUUAGAUACUUUUGUCAGUUAUGGAUAGUGCAGGCAUGUGAUGUUACUUGUGGAGCCACAAUAGUUACACUCAUGGUUUCAUGACUGGUUUAUGACUCCCAGAGCCUUAGCAUACAGGAACCUUGUGUAGGUAAGUUCUAGGAGAGUAUUACUGAGGAACUGUGUAUUUAUCAUCUCAUGGAUUAAUAUUAGCACACAUAUUUGAUUCAUGGGGUAUUUGAAAAGCAACAGCAACUGUAUCAGCAAAAUUCAAUGGCAAACAUUUUUACAUUGUAAAAUGUGUAAACCAGUGAUAAAAAAUAAUUUUGCAUCAUAAAAUGUUAAACCUUAUAUUGGCUGUAGUGAUUCGAAUGUUUCUGAUCAUGUUUGUGGUUGAUGUCUGGUCUACUGAAAAUGUUUAAUUUUCUACUGUAAUAAGUAAUUUUUCAAAAGUAAUUUUGAAUUUCGUGUCAUUCAUAUGUUUCUUAAUAUUCAUAAGGUGGUUCUCGCUGUGCUUAUUUUGAACUGAAAUAUGUCUACAAAAUUUUAAGCAGUCUAAUUUAUGGUUCUAAGGCUAAAAUUGGGUGUCUGUGCAGUGAGCAGGUCAUCUCAAGGUCUCAGGGGUGCCAGUGAAAAUAAGCUUGACCUACAAAACUGAAUAUUAAACAUCAAGGGACUCACUGGAUUAUUUAGAAAAACAUUUUAUAUACUUAUGUAAUAUAUCCUGGGGGGGGGGGGGGACUGUU